Messenger RNA from Plasmodium cynomolgi strain B, 1031 nucleotides. Its product is annotated as RNA binding protein. The transcript is spliced from 8 exons. The coding region runs from base 78 to 1031 and encodes 317 amino acids. The record is from RefSeq and is a predicted model, not a curated record. Gene Ontology annotation, molecular function: RNA binding. Gene Ontology annotation, biological process: regulation of gene expression. Lineage: Eukaryota; Apicomplexa; Aconoidasida; Haemosporida; Plasmodiidae. Gene Ontology annotation, cellular component: nucleoplasm.
GAGUGCAAAUCUGCAUGUGAAGGAAAACUGCAUGAGGAUAUAAUUCAUCUCUGAUAGAUAAAAGGAACUCUGCAAAAAUGACUCCCAAUGAUCUUGCGAGUGAAUCAAGUGACGCUGACGGAUGUUCCAAAACGAGGGAGUCCCAAAAUGAUGAAACUGAGAAAAAAAACAUAGACAGUGCAUCCAAAGGCAGUGAGGUGGAGGACAAUUGUGAGCGCAGAGAAAAACGGGAUAGAAGUUCAUCUUGCGAGUCGUACAGUCCAGAAAAAAAGAAGCUGUGUUGUUGUCACGAAAAAGGUACCUCCAAGUGCUCCAGCAAAUCCGGAAAAAGUGGCUCAACGCCUAAGGUGAAGAAUUCGGAUACGCUAAGCACAGGAAUAAACGAAUGUGCAAACAGCUCGGAGAACAUAAAUGAACCCUUUAAAUUUUUUAUCGGUGGUAUUCCACAGAACAUCUCAAAUAAGUACCUAACAGAAUACUUCGAAAAAUACGGACCCGUGCAGAAUGUGGUCAUCGCACAAGACCACGAAACGAAGAGAAACAGGGGAUUUGCGUUUGUUACAAUGUCAUCUCAAAUAAAUAAAGAUAAAAUCCUAAUAGACACGCAUGAACUCAACGGGAAGAGAGUGGACGUUCGUGAGGAGAAUAACACGAUACCCUCAGACAUCCAGCGUAAAAUAUUCGUAGGAGGACUGAACUACUACUGGACUAAGGACACUCUAGAGAGCUACUUUUCCGCCUUCGGCGAAAUCGAUGUAGUUCAAAUUGUGUUGGAUUCUUCGGGCAGAUCCCGAUGUUUUGGCUUUGUGGUCUUUGCAAAUGAAUCGUCCGUGGCCAAAGUUCUGAAGCAUAGGCGGCACAAAAUUUACGACAAGAUGGUCGAGGUUAGAAAAGCGGAGCCCAAAAAGCCCAAGAUGGCCAUGAAACGGCAACACAGCAAAAGAUUUCAAAACAUGCCGGAUUUUUAUCCGAACUACGGCUUCUAUCCCAACUCGAUGGAAAACUCGCAUCCGCCAGAUUAUAACAACUAG